This is a messenger RNA of Bradysia coprophila, 1649 nucleotides long. RefSeq lists its product as uncharacterized. Gene Ontology annotation, molecular function: zinc ion binding; DNA-binding transcription factor activity, RNA polymerase II-specific; RNA polymerase II transcription regulatory region sequence-specific DNA binding. NCBI's taxonomy places the organism in Eukaryota, Metazoa, Arthropoda, Insecta, Diptera, Sciaridae. The record is from RefSeq and is a predicted model, not a curated record. Gene Ontology annotation, cellular component: nucleus. Gene Ontology annotation, biological process: regulation of transcription by RNA polymerase II.
UUGACUGUCAAACUGAAUUGUUUUUGUUUUGAUUUGUUGAUGCCGCUGCAAAUUUCGAUAAAAUGAAUUCAAAUUCGACACAACUUUGCCGUUUAUGUCUGGAAACUAGUGGCAGUUUAGUAAACAUUUUCGAAACGUAUCAAGACUCAACCGUUGCUUCUGUUCUGGCCAAACAUUUCUGGUUUCAGAUUAAUAAGGAUGACAACAUGCCGGAAUGGGUGUGUGAAAUAUGUUGGAGCCAAACGAAAACCUUUCACCAUUUCUACAAGCGACUGGAGUUGCGCCAUGGGAAUUACUUCAACUCAAUCGUUUUGGUUGAUCAAAAAAAGCAAGAGCGAGGUGUCAGUCCUAUAGAGGGAGCGGUGGAAGCUGUUCUUUUUGUAGAUAACUGCGAAAGAGAAACGGAUGUUACAAUGAAGACUGACGAAACGGAGACACCAUGCAUGGAAAACAGUUGUGAUGAAGAUGACGACGAGAAAAGCGGCGAUCAAAGCGAAGGAGAGCAAACCAUUGACAAUGAUAACGAGCCUUCCCUUGAUAAGCCUAGCAGAUAUUUUCAUAGUUCAUCUGAGAUAGAGAAACAGGACGCAGAGAUUCGCAAAUUUUUUACGAUGAAAUGCGAAAUUUGCAGUGACGUCGAAUUCGACACUUUAAAAAAAGGGAGAAAACAUUACCGCCAAGUUCACCAAACAAAAGGCUAUUUGAUCUGCUGUGGAAAUAAGUAUCGCAAACGCGCCUUAAUACUGGACCAUAUCCAGUAUCAUGGUAAUCCAGACGCACACCGAUGUGACCAGUGUGGUAAAAGUUAUAGAAACAGACAGAUAUUGAGUGCUCACAUGAAAUGUCACGAGCGCUCCCAUGCCUAUAAAUGCAGCUUGUGUCCAAAAACUUACAUAUCUUCAUCGAUGCUGAACUAUCACGUUCGAGAAAAGCAUUCCACGGAUACGAGCGAUAAAUUUCCUUGCGAGCGGUGUGACAUAAUUUUUCCGACAAGGUCCAAACUGAGCAGACACUUGAAAACCGUUCAUGGCCCCCCUAUAAAUAACAUAUGUGAAGCAUGCGGUAGAUCAUUCAAAAGUAAAAGCGAUUUGAAAUAUCACAUAGAAUUGGAACAUUCAACAACACCGCUGACCAAAGCUCAAUGCAACAUUUGCGGUACUUGGGUGAAGCAUCAGCGUUAUCUUCGGCACCAUUUAAAAAUACACCAAGAAAAGCAGGAAGGGAAAGUUUACAAUUGUCCGAUUUGCAAGAAAAAGAUACAGAGCAAAAAAUUGUUGUCCGCACAUGUUCAAAGUUCUCAUAGCGAGAAAAAACAUCAGUGCACAUUUUGCGACAAAGCAUUCAGAAAGGCUUACAUCCUAAAGGAACACAUAGCAGCACUUCACACCGGUGAAGAUUUGUACAGUUGUCCGUACUGCGAUAGAACGUUCAAAUCGAUUGCGAACAUGUACAAUCAUCGGAAGAAGGCCCAUGUAGCAGAAUGUACUAGGUCCAAAGCCGAAAGAGAUCGGCAGGCUAAUGAAACCGAAGCAGUAGCUAAAUUGGUAGAUGAUGAAUAAAAUAAGAAAAGUUGUUUGUUAUGAGUUAGGAGGAUGUGAAUGGUGGCAACAAAUAAAUAACUUAUUGACCGAGAUGGCAUGAAGGUUGUA